UCUCUCUGAGUUAUAGUCGUUCCCCGUUCAUCUAUUGGAUGCUGGCAGCCUGUUUCCACUGUUCUUGGUGCCUGGGCUCCUUCCGACUAAGGAGCACUUGUGACUCCUUUAAAUUUUUCUGUACCGGUGAUCUCCAUGGCAGCCGAAUCCAAAGCGCUAAGAGCUGGUCGGCUCUUGAAAAGACCGGUGGCUUUUCCAACCCCGGGAAUAGGGUGAAAGGUGACCCUCAUCUCGUUUGGAAGCAAAACCACUCCAGCGUGACAUCUUAGUUCAGUUCCUCCAGAAUAGGUGCCACUAUUGGCCCUUCCCCCCCAACUCCCUCCAAGGAAAAGUUAGGCCCAGUGUUGGGUCCUGCCCGCCACCUUCCAGAUCUUCUAGGUCCCGUUCCCAGGACUCAGCCUCUACCGAGGCCAACUUCAGGUCCUCCACUAUCCCAGGAUUCCCGACGCUCGGUUUCCUGCCCUUCUCCCCUCCCAGCUCCCGGCGCCUGCGGGAGCGGCAAGAUGGCGGACGGGGACGGCUGGGGUGAAGCCGCGACUGCUGCGGCAUUUCCUCCUGCACCUGCUCCCGGCCUGAGCCCGCCGCUGGGCUGGAGGGAGCGGCUGCGGGCCGGGCUGGCGGGAACAGGGGCCUCGUUGUGGUUCGUGGCGGGGCUGGGGCUGCUAUACGCUCUGAGGGUACCCCUGAGGCUGUGUGAGAACUUGGCAGCGGUGACAGGAUUUUUAAAUUCAUUGACACCCAAAUUCUAUGUGGCACUUACAGGGACAUCUUCUUUGAUAUCAGGACUAAUAUUUAGUUUUGAAUGGUGGUACUUCCAUAAGCAUGGCACAUCUUUUAUUGAGCAAGUAUCUAUAAGCCAUUUKCGACCAUUGAUGGGAGGAACAGAAAGCAGCAUUUCAGAGUCAGGUCCUUCUUCAAGCAACAGCCAAAGUGAAACAAGCAGACAGAAUUUAUCGGAAUGCAAGGUAUGGAGAAACCCUUUAAACCUUUUCAGAGGAGCAGAAUAUAGAAGAUACACUUGGGUGACUGGAAAAGAGCCACUUACAUACUAUGACAUGAACUUGUCAGCACAGGACCAUCAGACCUUUUUCACCUGUGACUCAGACUUUUUACGUCCUUCAGACACAGUUAUGCAGAAGGCAUGGAGGGAAAGAAAUCCUCCAGCUCGAAUCAAAGCAGCCUAUCAAGCUUUAGAAUUAAACAAUGACUGUGCUACUGCAUAUGUUCUACUGGCCGAGGAAGAAGCAACCACUAUUGUAGAUGCUGAAAGGUUAUUUAAACAGGCACUCAAGGCAGGAGAAACAAUUUAUAGGCGAUCACAGCAGUGCCAGCACCAGAGUCCUCAGCAUGAAGCUCAACUGAGGAGAGAUACCAAUGUGCUAGUAUAUAUUAAAAGAAGAUUGGCAAUGUGUGCAAGAAAAUUAGGAAGAAUAAGAGAAGCAGUGAAAAUAAUGAGAGAUUUGAUGAAAGAAUUUCCUCCUCUUACCAUGUUGAACAUCCAUGAAAAUCUCUUAGAAUCACUUUUAGAAUUACAGGCCUAUGCAGAUGUUCAGGCAGUCCUAGCAAAAUAUGAUGAUAUAAGCCUUCCAAAGUCAGCAGCAAUCUGUUAUACAGCAGCACUGUUGAAAACAAGGACUGUUUCAGAUAAAUUCUCUCCAGAAACAGCCUCCAGAAGAGGAUUAAGCACAGCAGAAAUUAAUGCUGUGGAAGCAAUUCAUAGAGCUGUGGAAUUUAAUCCUCAUGUUCCAAAAUAUUUACUAGAGAUGAAAAGUUUAAUUUUACCUCCAGAACACAUUUUGAAACGAGGUGAUAGUGAAGCAAUUGCCUAUGCUUUCUUUCAUCUUCAGCACUGGAAACGAAUAGAAGGUGCUCUUAAUCUGUUGCAAUGUACAUGGGAAGGCACUUUUAGAAUGAUUCCAUACCCAUUAGAGAAAGGACAUCUAUUUUACCCUUAUCCUAGCUGCACAGAGACUGCUGAUAGAGAGCUCUUACCUACCUUUCAUCAUGUUUCUGUUUAUCCGAAGAAGGAGCUUCCUUUUUUCAUCCAUUUUACAGCAGGACUGUGUUCUUCUACAGCAAUGAUAGCCCUUCUCACUCACCAAUUUCCUGAAAUCAUGGGUGUUUUUGCUAAAGCUGUCAACUGUACAAUGUGUUAAGUUGCCAUUGGCUAUAGGCCUGGGAGUCUGAGAAUGCAUUGAUUCUGGGACAGGCUUCAAGAAGAAUGAAUUUCCACUGUUGUUCAGGGAGUAUAGAUAUUUAAGUUGGAAACUGACUAUUCUGUUUCCUUUUAAUGUAAAAAGGAAGUUUGUGAUUAAUUAUAUCAUAACUCUGUUGUUUGUAGUGUGCUGAUUGGGAAUUGAGUGCAUCUCAAACUGAAAUGACCUUACUGUGUAAUCUGGUAUGGAAAAAACAAACAAAACAAAAAACAGGACUAAAAAGGGAAUUCCAUUCACUUAAUAGCUAGGAAAAAGGCAUACCUGUGUAUUUAAAAGAUACAGGCAAGCAAUGGGAGGGAUGAUCCAUGGGUUUCUUUCAGGGCAGUGGAGUGGGAAGGAGGAGGUGUAGAGCAAGGAGAUCUAAAAUCUGGAAUAGGUAUGUAGCAAUUGUUAGUAGUAUAGUUCCAUGAGUUACUAGCUAAAAUUAAUGCAAAGUGUAGUCAGUGUAUGCUCUAUUCAUCCUUGUUGGUGUAUAGUGACUGCCUUUACCUAAGAGGUCACUAAUUGCACCUGAAGAGUCUUAAAGAUUACUUAGCAUAAGUUCUUUAGCAUUUCUCCAGCAGCAUCUGAGAGUGAAGAAUUACAUAUUUGAAAGUGAAAAGUUUCUUUUUUAGACCAAAAGUUAUUGAUAU
Urocitellus parryii (Arctic ground squirrel) is the source of this 2848-nucleotide messenger RNA. It is a transcript of the gene St7l, whose product is annotated as suppression of tumorigenicity 7 like. Lineage: Eukaryota; Metazoa; Chordata; Mammalia; Rodentia; Sciuridae. The record is from RefSeq and is a predicted model, not a curated record. Gene Ontology annotation, molecular function: protein binding.